AUGGGAUGCUACCGGCCUGUUUUCUCUCCAACAUGUUUUCUCAUUUUAGUCCUCACUCUAUUUUUCUACUGUUUUGCAACUGCAAAAACCAGGAACAGUUUGGAAAGAGGCUCUUCUCUUUCAGUAGAAGAUGAUUCUGAUUUCCUAAUCUCCCCAGAUAAGUCUUUCACAUGUGGGUUCUAUGGGGUGGGCACAAAUGCCUAUUGGUUCUCCAUAUGGUUCACAAAUUCUAAGGACAGAACCGUCGUCUGGAUGGCUAACAGAGAAAGACCAGUCAAUGGCAUGGGGUCCAGAGUUUCACUGAGUCGAGAUGGCUCCAUGGUCUUGAGAGAUGUGGAUGGCACAAUUGUCUGGGAGAGCAGUACCUUCACUCCCACUGGUGGUGCUGAAAGGGCAGAGCUUUUGAAUUCUGGCAACCUUGUUUUGAAAGACUCACAAGGUAAAACUGUCUGGCAAAGCUUUGAUUUUCCCACUGAUACUCUCCUCCCAAAUCAACCCUUUACAAAGAGCAUGAAGCUAAUAUCUAUGUUGGGAAGAGGGAACGUCGGUACUGGCUACUAUAGUUUUUAUUUUGAUCAUGACAAUGUUUUGAGGUUGAUUUAUGAUGGUCCGGAUAUGACAAGCGUAUAUUGGCCUAAUCCUAGUUACAGGGUACUUGCUAAUAAUAGAACAAACUACAACACUAGCAGAAUUGCUGGUUUUGAUGAAAUGGGAAAUUUUGUCUCAAGUGAUGACUUGAAGUUCAGUGCUUUUGACAUGGGUGUGAGAGUAAAAAGGCGGUUAACGAUGGAUUACGAUGGAAACCUGAGACUUUAUAGUCUCAGUGGUUCAACAGAAUCAUGGGUGAUCACCUGGCAAGCUCUUACGCAGCAGUGCAAGGUGCAUGGGAUCUGUGGAAGAAAUGGGAUUUGUGUCUAUACAUCAGAGCGGCCAAAGUGCUCAUGUCCUCCGGGAUAUGAGGUAGCUGAUGCAACUGACUGGCACAAGGGUUGCAAGCCUAAAUUCGAGCCUACAUGCUCACAGUCCCAGCAAUGGAAAUUCAUAGAGAUUCAGCAUGCAGAUUUCUAUGGAUUUGAUCUCAUUUAUUAUGAAUCCAUUUCUUUUCUCCAUUGCAGAAAACAAUGCUUGGAGGAUUGCCGUUGUGAAGCAUUUAGCUAUAGGAAAGGCAGUUGUUACACAAAAGGUGCUCUCUUCAAUGGGUACGUGUCUCCAAAUAUUCCGGGCGGUAUUUACUUGAGGCUGCCUGAGAGUGUGGAUACGUCACCACCCACAAAUCCUAAUGUCUUUAAUACGUGCAGGAUCAAUGUGUCAACUACUUACACCAAUACCAGUAAAAGGGAGAGAUGGAUAUAUCUGUAUUCUUUUACUUCUGCAAUUGGUGCAGUCGAAUUUCUCUUCAUAUUAUCAGGUUGGUGGUUACUUUUCAGAAGAUCACAUGGUGUGGCACCUCCCCAAGAAGAUGGAUAUGCUUUGCUUUCAAGUCAAUUUAGAAUGUAUCUCUAUGCUGAGCUCAAGAAGGCAACCAAAAACUUUAAAGAAGAGCUGGGAAGAGGGGCUUCCGGGGUUGUAUAUAAGGGUGUUCUGGCAGAUGAAAGAGUGGUGGCUGUCAAGAAAUUGGCAGAUAUUUAUAAAGGAGAAGAAGUAUUUUGGGCAGAAGUAAGCACAAUUGUGAAAGUCAAUCACAUGAACCUAGUGAGAACAUGGGGAUUCUGUUCUGAAGAUAAACACAGACUUCUAAUCUCUGAGUAUGUUGAAAACGGAUCAUUGGACCAGCAUUUGUUCCCCCCAAAUUUCCUUGGAUGGAAAGAGAGGUUUAAAAUUGCACUAGGGAUGGCUAAAGGUUUAGCCUAUCUUCACCAUGAGUGUCUAGAAUGGGUUAUUCAUUGUGAUGUGAAGCCUGAAAAUAUACUCCUAGACAGUAAUUUUGAACCAAAAAUUGCAGAUUUCGGCCUGGCAAAGUUAUCCCAGAGAGGCGGCCUCAAUUCAGUAUCCUCUCACAUUCGAGGAACAAAAGGGUAUAUGGCCCCAGAGUGGGCUUUGAACCUUUCAAUCACUGCAAAAGUGGAUGUUUACAGUUACGGAGUGGUGCUUCUAGAGAUAUUGAAGGGCAUUCGACUUUCGAAUCCGGUUGUGGAGAAUUCUGAGGAGGAGGAAGCAGAGCUGAAGAGGUUUGUCAAGGUAGCCAAAAGGAAGAUUCAAUGCGGGGAAGAUCGAUGGAUAGAGGAUAUGUUGGAUUCAAGAUUGGAAGGGCAAUUCAGCAGGAACCAAGCAGCAAAGAUGGUGGAGAUUGGUAUUUCCUGUGUGGAGGAAGAUAGGAACAAAAGACCAACAAUGGAUUCAGUAGUGCAAAUGUUGCUAGAAUGUGAAGAGGAGCACAACAUUCAGAAGUAA
This is a messenger RNA of Prunus armeniaca (apricot), 2391 nucleotides long. The record is from the annotation of a GenBank genome assembly. NCBI's taxonomy places the organism in Eukaryota, Viridiplantae, Streptophyta, Magnoliopsida, Rosales, Rosaceae.